Exophiala bonariae is the source of this 1092-nucleotide messenger RNA. RefSeq lists its product as uncharacterized. The record is from RefSeq and is a predicted model, not a curated record. Gene Ontology annotation, cellular component: cytoplasm. Gene Ontology annotation, molecular function: alcohol dehydrogenase (NAD+) activity. Bases 1 to 1092 code for a protein of 363 amino acids. Lineage: Eukaryota; Fungi; Ascomycota; Eurotiomycetes; Chaetothyriales; Herpotrichiellaceae. The transcript has a single exon.
AUGACGACAUCCAAGGCGCACAAUGCAAUUAUCUACGAUAAUCCUGGAUCAUUGUCUUUGAAGUGCGUACAGGUCAAGACUCCAAAGCCGGGUCCAGGACAAGUGCUAGUGAGGCUCUCUCACACAGGACUGUGUCACUCUGAUUAUGCCGUCAUGACAAAUGGCUGGAGCUGGCUGCCUGAUUUGCCUGGAAAAGAUCAAGUUGGGGGCCAUGAAGGUGUCGGACGAGUUGUCGAAAUAGGGGCAACACUACCCGGAAAUACAGUCCUCUGGAAAGUCGGUGACAGAGUUGGAAUCAAAUGGCUCUCUUCUGCCUGUCUUCACUGCCUGGCUUGUAUGUCCAGCCUCGAGGGAUCAUGUUUGCAUCCAACUGUUUCAGGAUAUAACACACCUGGCACAUUACAAGAAUAUGUGCUGGCACCGGCAUAUUAUGUUACUCCUAUCCCACAAGGAGUCUCGCCGGAAGUGGCUGCGCCCUUGCUCUGUGGCGGACUUACCGUGUACUCAGCUUUCCAGAAGGUGCAAGCCAAACAUGGAGAAUGGGUAGUGGUCUCUGGGGCAGGUGGUGGUCUCGGUCACUUAGCAUGUGAAAUUGGCAGUCGAGCUUUGGGUUUUCGGAUUCUCGGGAUCGACACAUCCGAGAAGGAGCAAUUCGUCAGAGAUUGUGGUGCACAAGAGUUCCUGAGUGUGGGCGAUGAAGCCCUAAUAGAGAAGGUUCGACAAAUCACAGGUGGUGGCGCCGCUCUAGUGAUGGUCUGCACUGGUGCAAAUGCGGCGUACGCUCAAGCUCUUGACUUCCUCAGAUUUCAUGGCAUCCUGAUGGCUAUCGGACUGCCUGAGAGAGAUCAACAGCUUCCGAUUCAAAGUGCCAAUCCUAACAAACUGAUUACGCAACAGCUUACUAUAAUGUCGUCCUCGGUAGGCAAUAGGAAGGAGGCUAUGGAAGUCCUAGAUCUUGCAGCUCGAGGAAUCAUAAAGCCGAAAAUCUUUGUCCACAAGCCAAACGAGGUAGCUGCAGUCUUUUCUAAGAUGACACAUGGACAGUUACUUGGUCGUGCAGUCAUUACAUUAGAUUCCGAAGCUUGGGCCUGA